Molecule: messenger RNA, 921 nt
Organism: Orbicella faveolata
Lineage: Eukaryota; Metazoa; Cnidaria; Anthozoa; Scleractinia; Merulinidae
Biological process (GO): regulation of transcription by RNA polymerase II
Cellular component (GO): nucleus
Molecular function (GO): RNA polymerase II transcription regulatory region sequence-specific DNA binding; DNA-binding transcription factor activity, RNA polymerase II-specific
Source: RefSeq, a predicted model, not a curated record
AUGGAGCAUAAAAAUCACACAGGAAUGAAGUCAUACACAUGCACAUAUUGUGAAAAGAGCUUUGGCAACUUAUCGAAUUGCAAGGGACAUGAACGAACUCACACAGGAGAGAAGCUGUAUGCAUGUAAGCAUUGUAAAAAGUGCUUUAGCCGAUCUUCCAACUGCAAGCAACAUGAACGGAUUCACACAGGAGAAAAGCCGUAUACAUGCAGUUAUUGUAAUUUGUGCUUUAGCAGCUUAUCGAAUUGCAGGGAACAUGAACGAACUCACACAGGAGAGAAGCCGUAUACAUGCAAGCAUUGUAAAAAGUGCUUUAGCCAGUCAUCAACUUGCAAGGAACAUGAACGAACUCACACAGGAGAGAAGCCAUAUACAUGCAAGCAUUGUAAUAAGUCCUUCAGCUACUCAUCAAGUUGCAAGAAACAUGAACGAACUCACACAGGAGAGAAGCCGUAUACAUGCAAGCAUUGUAAAGAGUGCUUUAGCGAGUCAUCAAGUUGCAAGCAACACGAACGAACUCACACCGGAGAGAAGCCAUAUGCAUGCAAGCAUUGUAAAAAGUGCUUUAGCCGGUCAUCGACUUGCAAGGAACAUGAACGAACUCACACAAGAGAGAAGCCGUAUACACGCAAGCAUUGUGAAAAGACGUUUAGUGGGUCGUCAAACUGCAGGCGACAUGAAGAGAGACAUGCAAGAGCCAGCUCCUUAAAACAGAAGCAACAUGAUCAUUGUUCUAAAUCAAGAAGAGACCUUCAGGAGCCAACUGCAGCUCUCGGUGGCAAGAAAUCUUGUAUGCUGCCCUCUUUGACUGAAGAAAAUUCAAGCCAAGUUGAAAGCCUGACCUGUUGGAUUUGUCUGAAGGAAUUUAGCAGCGAGGCAUGUGUCAUCCAACAUUAUGACGAACAUAUGAGACUGAAGUGA